This is a messenger RNA of Alosa sapidissima (American shad), 1386 nucleotides long. RefSeq names its product TM2 domain containing 1 (gene tm2d1). The record is from RefSeq and is a predicted model, not a curated record. Bases 1 to 594 code for a protein of 197 amino acids. Lineage: Eukaryota; Metazoa; Chordata; Actinopteri; Clupeiformes; Clupeidae. The transcript has 7 exons.
AUGGCUCCUCCGUGUGUCAGGGUGCCUGAACAGUCCUUGUUUUUGUUUACGAUAAUUACUCUCUCGCUAUGCUGGAAUUUACAAGGAAGCCGUAUCAGUGACCUCGACAGCUGCGAAAAUCUACAUCUUGGACAGUAUCUUUGUUUGGACCCAGAAAUAAAUGAUGCAACACAGGAACCAGAAGCCUGCAAAGAUUUAGUUGCAUGGGUGCAGUGUAAACCAGCCCCAAAUGUCACCUGCCAACUAGCCAAUGGGACAAGGUUUAAAUUCAGUGGAGAAGAAGUUGGUUUCAACAGAAGUAUUCCCUGCAGGAAUGUGAGAGGAUACUCUUACAAAGUUGCUGUAGCUUUGUCUCUCUUCCUUGGAUGGCUUGGGGCAGAUAGAUUCUACCUUGGGUAUCCAGCCUUAGGCCUGCUGAAGUUCUGCACUGUGGGUUUCUGUGGGAUUGGCAGCUUGGUGGAUUUCAUGCUAAUUGCCAUGCAAAUUGUAGGGCCAUCUGAUGGAUCAGACUACAUUGUGGAUUACUAUGGAGCUCGGCUGGUUCAUCUCUCCAUCACAAAUGAGACCUAUAGAAGAACACAGCUCUCCUUAUGAAAAGAAACAUGUGGAGGAAUGUUCACUGAUCCAUAGGCUGAUCGGGAGACUGGUUUUCCUAGGAAUACCUCCAGACUUGUUUUUCUGGAGACAUCUUUGAUGAGAACUCACAUUGAAGGGCAGUGGUGAUAGACUGGGCAGUGGAUUUCUUAAGAUGCAGCGCUACUCUUACAAAUAGACUGGGUCUGGAAUCUAUGUAAAUACUGUGUUGUAUAUAUUCUGAAUAAUAGAAUGACUGUCUGGACUGGCUUGAGAGCUGUCGAUGGUCACUUUUAUGUCUCUUUAAUUCCAACCUCAUUCACUUCACUUCAUUCAUCCCCAUUCAUUUGUAUUCCUGAACUCUGAUUUUUUUUUUUUUUUUUUACCAGUGAUUCAUAUAGUACUGAAGUAUUUGCUCCUGCUAUAUAGUUCAGGCUGAUGUGUAAGUGUGACCUUGAAAAACCUUGAACCAAGUUAUUAGUAUCAACAGUUUAUAGCCUAGUUCAAUUAUUUCAUCUGGUCAUCAUAAUCAUAAAAUAUACAUAGCUCAUUAUGUUGUUGUUCACCUGACAUGGACUACUUUGUACAGACACUAAUACUGCUUUCACACAUGAAUCCUGAUGGACUAAAUUAUAUCACCGCCGGUCAGACAUAGUUUUCUUUGAACUAUGUUCACAGUUCUCGUAAGACAUUAAGAUGACAUGAUUAACUUGCUGCCUGUUGACUGUGUGUGGAUUGUAUGGCUGAGAGGCUACUGUGCAGCCUUUUGCAAGUCGUAAAUAAAUUGUUGGAUUGUUUUAUAUGUCACACUCA